Molecule: messenger RNA, 1725 nt
Organism: Tuber aestivum (summer truffle)
Lineage: Eukaryota; Fungi; Ascomycota; Pezizomycetes; Pezizales; Tuberaceae
Source: the annotation of a GenBank genome assembly
AUGCCUGGGCCGGGUGGGUCGCGGAAAAGCCAUACCAAGUCGAGGAAAGGGUGUAAGACUUGCAAGAGGAGACAUAUUCGAUGCGAUGAAAGCUUUCCUCAAUGGUAUGUUAAUGGGAGACGUUAAGUUUGGGCCAUGCUGCUCUACCUUCGUCGAAUUUUCCCGGCUUAUAUUUCUUACAACUCUGCUGUUCUAUCCCGCUGACAACUACCACUUGGGUAAAGUCGUAACUGCACCAAGCACAACGUACGAUGCGAUUAUAUGGACGCUCCUCAGGAUGUGGUGCCCCCUCUAGUGACGGGGGAUCCAGACCUCGGUACCUCUCCUCAAGAUCAGCUUGAACUCGAUCAGUGGGUUAGAAGUGGGGAAUACCCGUUCCCGAAUCUAGGUAUUGGGAAUCAACUAUCACCCUCACGAUACACACCGACCGACCUUCGAUUGAUACACCACAUCUCAUCUGUUGCGACACAGAUGCAGAGUGCUGAGCCAGAUAAGUAUUCAAUCUGGACGAAGCGAGUACCAAUGUUUGCCACCCUAGUAUCCUCAUCAGGCUCUUUCACAGCUUCUUUAUUCUGUUCACAAAGCUUACUCUUUGGCUGGGAGGUUUCUAAGAAUUGCCGCGAAUAAUGACUAUGUCAUGCACUCACUUUUGGCCUUAUCGGCUUCUCAUCUUUCCUGGUUAACUACAUGUUCAGCAACAAUGCAUCUUGCCUACCAGCAUCGGGGGUCAGCCCUGAAAGGAUUACAGGAGGCCAUCGGGGCAUUCUCCAAAGAAAACUCUGAUGCCGUGCUUGCUGCUUCAAUUCUUCUCUCAUGGCAAGCGACUGAUUGGUAAGUCCGGUCUAGCCACGGGGUACUCGGCGGCUCAGGGUGGAUAGCUGACUGACAUGUUUCAGGCGGAUGUGGGCAAGCCUGAUGCAGGGGACUUCGACUGUGAUAAAUGCUAUGCAGGAGUGGAAGCAUGAUAGCGAAUUCGGUGAGUUUAUGGAGGAGAAGAGGAUAUUUUCACGAACUCCUUUUCAACCUCAGAUUGAGGAUCCAGAACGCGACAAGCAGGUUUUGGAACACGUCUACGAAGCUUUGAAACGUCUGGAACCUUACGUGAACGGCAAGGUUGAGGAGACAAGAGGGUUGAAUGAUUUGAUGAACUUCAUCCAGAAUUUACAGAGCUAUGUGCCCAUUCACUCGGCCGAGGAGCAGUUCGAGUUUAUUCACCCGCUUCGUGCCUGGCUCUUUUUCCUUCCAAUAGACUUCCUUAAACGUGUUAAGAGGGAUCCUAGCGUAAUGAUUCUUCUAGCCCACUUUUACGGUGUUGCCCUAGCUGUCGAACCCCUCUUCCCCGCUGUGGGUGCGGCAUACUUUGGGACGAUGUCGGUUGGGCCGGUUGAGGAGAUUCACCGAAACCUGCUACGGCAACGGGAUCGCAUGGAAGCCGGCGAACUUCAGUGGCCCAUCAAUCUUAUGGAGUUCCCGCUUAACAUGGUCCAUGAGUUCAAACAAAGGAUGGGGUGGAGGAGGGUAUGGGAUGCAGAAGAUAGCGAGGUGGGCGAUAUCGAUAUGGAGGGUGGUGGUCAAAGCCCCAGGGUCUUACACGCACCCAUUUGCACCAACUUGGAUGGCUUUGAUGUUAGUGCUUUUGCAGGUUUCGGCAUGUCGCAUAGUCCGACUUCAGCACAACAUUCAGGCACAUCUGCAUCGGGUGGGAGAGGGAGUUGGGAUGCCUGA